Molecule: messenger RNA, 2402 nt
Organism: Chelonia mydas (Green sea turtle)
Lineage: Eukaryota; Metazoa; Chordata; Testudines; Cheloniidae
Gene: GPR107
Product: G protein-coupled receptor 107
Biological process (GO): clathrin-dependent endocytosis
Cellular component (GO): clathrin-coated vesicle; Golgi apparatus; membrane
Molecular function (GO): clathrin heavy chain binding
Source: RefSeq, a predicted model, not a curated record
AUGUUAAGCUACUUGUGUGGCUGCUACUCUGAAAACAGUUCUUACCUAGGCACUGACUCGCUGUCUCUGCAACUCUUCAAUUUACUAACUCCCAAGGGAGAAAAUAUUCUGUUCUGUUUUACAUCAUGUUGUCUGGAUGAUGUGAGGCAGAAAGUUCACCUUGGCACCUUUGGCUGCUUCAAGAAUGAGUUCAUGAUGGUCAAUGUCAGCAACCUUUCAAUGAAGGGACCUUGGAGCCUUGAUGACAAGAGCAACUCAGCACAAGCCAUUGUGUUGGCUACCAAGACUUCAGAACAAACACGUGAGUCUCAGCGCACGUAUGUGGGGAGCAACCAAAGUCCUAGCAGCCAAGGUGACAAGUCCAAAAGAAGCAUAACAGCAUCUCAGAAUGUAAUGGAGCAAGUGCACCGUUUUCGUAAAGAUAAAGGAACUGUUUCAUUCCAGCUUUAUUUUAAUAUCAGCUCUGAAAACGAAGUUCUAUACAGGCUUUGCUUCCACAAACGUGUUGGCAGUGAUGUGCAGACCAGUGAUCAGCUCCUGUUUAGCCUUGAUAUAGAGAUCAAGGAAAAGAACCCUGAAAGUUACCUCUCGGCAGGUGAGAUCCCACUUCCAAAACUCUACAUUUCUACGGCUUUCCUCCUCUUUCUUUCUGGGACCGUGUGGAUCCACAUCCUUCGUAAAUGCAGGAAUGAUGUGUUUGAUCACUGGCUAAUGGCAGCCCUCCCUGUCACACAGUCUCUGUCCUUGAUGUUCCGUGUGGUGCUGUCAGCCAAAAGGGCCAAAUCUUCAGCACAUGUUUGUUUUCUGUCCCUCUACAGAUUUGACUACCACUACGUUUCCUGUCAAGGAUUUUCCAUUGAGGGCUGGGCUGUUGUCUAUUACAUCACUUACCUAUCAGCAAAAGUCCUGGCAAAUGUGGCAUACAUCAUCGAAGAGGCAACAACUGACCAUGGGCUGUGGAAACAAAUUCUAUUCCUGGUAGACCUACUGUGUUGUGGAGUGAUCCUAUUUCCAGUAGUAUGGUCAAUAAGACACUUCAGCGAGAUCUCAGCCACAGGUGGGAAAGCUAUUAUCCUAGCAAAGCUGAAGCUGUUCAGACAUUACUACUUUAUGAUAGUAUGUUAUGUUUACUUCACACUGGUCAUUCCAAUUCUCAUCAAGUUUGCUGUUCCAUUCCAGUGAAAUUGGCUCUACCAGCUGUUGGAUGAAAUGGCAAUGUUUGUGUUCUUUGUUCUUAUGGGGUACAAGUUCUGUCCGGCAUCAGAUAACCCUUACCUCCCUCUCUCUUAGGAUUAUGAAGAUGACCUGAAGGUGGCAGCUGUGGUGGCUACUGCAGGGGUGAUGAAAAGCAUGGAGACAGUCAAGAAAGCGGUAAAUGGUUCAGCGGAGCUCCGGCACAAAUGGAAGAACGCAGCACAAGGGGCCGAUUCCACCGGACCAAGGCGGCACUUUCCAAGAAAACGUUGCUGUAUUAAUACUACUCCGCGGAAAGGGAGCAACCUGAGCUUCCCAACCCUGGGACUGCAGCCUGGGGGGUGUGGAGGGGAGCAAAACAUUGCAAAAAGCGAAUCAUUCUCUUUUAAGGAUAUGGGCUUAUUAUGGGAUAUUGUUACACACAAGGAAUCUGGAGCUUUCUUAGGGAUGCUGGGUGGCUUAUUUGCUUCACCCCUCCUUUCUGGAGCUAUUAGGACUUCUGAAUUGUUUGCAGUUGUGUACUCUGGAAUGGGUAAUAUCAAUGUGAAGAGAGACCUAUAGUGUGUGUGGGGGUAAAGUAAAUAUUUAUAUAAUGCAUAUACACACAUGCGGUGAGACACCUGUGCUGGAAAUUAUGAAGUGUCAUGAAAGGUGGGGAAGUGGGAGGGUCCAGCAGAGGAGCUUGUUCUUGUGGAAUGAAAAGGUGGGAGAAUCCCUGAAAGAAUUCUGUGACUAGCCUCUACUGCAGCACGAGUCUCCCCUCUUUUUAUACUGAGCCAUAUUGCCUUUGUUGGUGGCCUCUUGCCUCUGGCUAGGAUGUGUAGCAUCCAUAGGCUGCUGCCUGAGCAGCUGAAUCAGUCAGGAAGGCAUAUAGACUGCAGCUACCAGAUACUAGGCCUUAAUCUUCAUGAAGAGAUCUGGACAUUCAGUGUUAACUACGCUUCUACAGAAGAAUGGCAGUGUGGGGUUCCAUCAUGUAAAUGUGCUAACAUUUCUCCGAUGACAAACCCACUAGGGAUCGGAUUUGGUGAAUGACAGUUGCAGAACUCAAGUUUCCAGGGACUGGAGAAUUGGAACCACAGGGAGCUUUGUCUUUUCAGUAAAGACUGGAACAGGAUGCAGUGGAGUUUGGUUUCAGAAUGUAGAUUCAUUUCUCUUUUGGACUGGAGCUGAGAUCGCAGAGCUUUUAAUAAAUGAGUUUUAAAGAA